Messenger RNA from Durusdinium trenchii, 927 nucleotides. NCBI's taxonomy places the organism in Eukaryota, Dinophyceae, Suessiales, Symbiodiniaceae. The record is from the annotation of a GenBank genome assembly.
AUGCCUUCUAGAUCUGCCUCCCGUGAAGAGCACGAGUUCAAGAAAGGUGUAUCUGUGGUGCUCUUCCGCCAGAAUCCCCUCGGCCUGGGCCAGAAUGCUUAUAAAGAGCUGGCGCUGCUGGCAGACAACUUCCGGGAGAAGUACAUGCUUUAUGGAAAGCGGACGAGCAAGCAUUUCUCGAGACACUACGCGCUGGACCCGAAAUUCCUUGGGCGCAUCGAGCAGCACCUAGGAAGCACUCGUCAGACCAUCCACGCGCCACCGAAGAAGGCGGACGCUCCCGGUUGGAAGAUCGUGGUGAAGUUCCGGAAGUUUCUCGAGAAGUUUCCAGGUGAGCGGAAUUUGGCGAUCAUUAAGCACUACAAAUCCGGCAAGGACUGCAUGGGCGAGCACAGUGACGCCGCCUCGAUCGCCCACAUGCCGGUGGCCAGCCUGUCCGCAGGCGCCGCGCGGCGGAUCAUCUUUCGAGCUAAUGCGGAAGGCAAGCGGCGUGGCGUCAGGAUGAAGCCCUUGAAGCUUUGGAUGGAACAUGGCGAUGUGCUGGUCAUGGUCGGGAAAGAGUUCCAAAGUCUUAUGACACAUGAGCUGCCCAGGGACGAAGGAGUGAAGUCUGGACGAGUGGGAGUUGUUCUAAGGGCUCGGGAGCUGGUGCCUGAGGCGAGUUCGACGUUUCCACGCAAGCGGCAGCGAGCUGUGAGCACGGACAAGAGCGGACGGCGGAAGGGGAACAAAAGUCAGGCUGAGGAGCGAUCGCAGCGGCGAGCGGCCGCCAUACGGGAUGUGCUCCAGAGUAUCAGGUGUGCGGUGCAGAGCAGUGCGAAGUGGUGCGAAGCUGGUUUGGUGCCUAUAGGACAUGUUGAGGUGAUUUUUGUUGAGGUGGAGAUGGUGGAAGAGUGUACUUGUUCGGCCUUUAAAGAGGCCUUUUGA